Messenger RNA from Zeugodacus cucurbitae (melon fly), 3199 nucleotides. RefSeq names its product glycoprotein endo-alpha-1,2-mannosidase. Bases 1002 to 2537 code for a protein of 511 amino acids. Gene Ontology annotation, molecular function: alpha-mannosidase activity. The record is from RefSeq and is a predicted model, not a curated record. Gene Ontology annotation, cellular component: Golgi apparatus. NCBI's taxonomy places the organism in Eukaryota, Metazoa, Arthropoda, Insecta, Diptera, Tephritidae. The transcript is spliced from 3 exons.
AAAGAAAUGUGCUAAAAUUAAUGGAUGACGUCUCGACUGAUGUGUCCAAGGAAGGAUCUGGACCUAAUCUGACGUAGAAGAAGCUUUGGUGAAACCAUGCCAAUACAUGUUAGGUUUUCAGGUCCACACAAACCUAAAAAAGCAUAGGUUCUGACCAGAUAAAUAAUUGUAAGGGGCAGUGGACGAAGCUGAAUGUUUUUGGAAGGAAGCUUGAGAAGGGUUUUACAGCUAUGUGUAUUUUAAAGAUUCGACUGAAGAUCUCAUUUUAGUCCUGGAACUUUUUAAAAACCAUUUUAUAACAGUUUCCUUUAUCAUUUUCCUUUAUAACGCUUAUAACGGUUAAGAAGACUUCCAUUGUGCUCUCCCUCUCCCAUACGCUAUUCAACCACUUCUCAUGACUGGAAGCGCGCAAGCGUACUGCAUGUAAACAAUGGUCCACCGGCAGUGGAAUGAAGGAAUUUACUCACAGCCAAAGCGUAAACAGGAAGCACAUGGUACACACCAACACAACGAGAGAAGAACACAUACAGAGAAAUACAGUUAUACAUGUGAAGGCAAACCGGGGUGUCUGCGCUAAAAAGGAAUGCAGUAAAAAAAGAAGGCAAUCAUUAAAAUACGAAAAUAGAAGUAGAACACAAUGAAGAGGAAGCAACCAAGCAUAAUUAUGUGUAGUAAAAGGUAAAAAAAAGAAAACAAGCUGAAUGGCAUAACGCAACGCUAUGCACUAAAAAUAAAACGCUCGAGUGCCUCACACACAUACGAGACACGGAUAAGUACACAAAAGCACUUUGGGACACACAGUGAGACACACACAGAAAUAUUUGGGUACAAGCGCAAACCGCACUCAACGUCGCAAUCUAGUGAUUUUAUAGUCCACCGCAAGGACGAUACAAACGACACACACAGUCUUCGUCAGUCGUUCAAUCGGUCCGUGCGCGGGACGGCCUAGCGCUGCUGUCGCUACUCUACAUUAAACAUUUGUAAAAUGCUGCAGCUACAAAAUGCUACUGAAAAAAUAUGUCAAAAAUCGACGAAAGUUGAAAAUACUCUUUCUGCUCAUGGUCAUAGCGCUGAUUGUGAUUACCGUGGUCAUAUUGAACAUCUCGCCGAAUGUGAGCUCCACUGAACGUGUGCUCGACGAACGCUUCAUAGCGCGCAUCUACGGCGGCGGUGGCAGUGGUGGUGUUGGCGUUGUCAGCAGCCACGACAACCGCUUGGAGCAGCCACCGCUGAAAUCGCCGCGCCAAAAUGGCGUUAUUGUGCCCGAGAAGUAUGACGAGAACAAGGUGAAGGCGCGCAUAGCACAGGAGCGUGUGCUGCAGCUGCGGCAGGAACAGCAGCAGCAGCGCAAUGUCAUCGACGCCGCGGAGGAGCACACCAAGCUGGAUGCCGUGACGACGGGUGUGCACAUCUUCUACAGCGCGCCUGUCGCCUGGUACAAGACGAAGAAGCCGCAAUUGAUUGCGCCACAGUUACAGCUGCGUGGUGCCGCCAAAGAGCUGCUCAGCGAUAUUUCCGACGCCGUCCUAUCUUCUUCAACAUCGCUUACUUUAUCAUCAGCGCCAACAACUACAACGACAACAGUGAAGCCAGUGCGUAUACUCAACACCGCCUUCUAUCCGGCUUUGGGUCUGUACAAGCCCACCGCCAGUUUGCUGCAGAAGCAUUUCGAUAACAUACACAAUUGCGGCAUUGGUGUGCUCAUACUCAGCUGUAGCGGCAAAGCGGGCGAGCCGGAACUCUAUCGUCAGCUGUUGGAACUGGCGCCCAGCUAUAAUUUGAGCAUUACUUUCGAGAUUAGCGUGGCGGGCAAUCAGAGUGUGGGGUUUCUGCAGCAGCAAUUGGAGGCGGUGCGUCGCUACUCGACCGCCGAGAGUUUCUAUCGUGUCUACUCGCUGACGCGUAAGCGUUUGUUGCCCGUGAUUUACGUAAGCAAUGCGUAUAAGUUAAGUGAAACGCCGGCUGGUCGUGCUUUGUGUCCAACGCACCCGGAGUCGUUGCGGCGCAUUUUUGAUGCCUACUUUAUUGGGCAUAUUCGCCUCAAAAACCACGUGGAUAUUAUGCGACGACUCUGCUUCGAAGGCUUCUACAAUAAGCUACCAAGCAAUGGCGCCACAUUUGCGAGCACCUGGAAGAAUUGGUCAUAUUUGAAAUCCUACGCUUUGACAUACAAAAUGUUAUUUGUGCCAACAGUGGGACCAGGUUUUGCGGAGCGGAAUAAAUUUCCACGACACGGUGAUAUACAAAGACAUCGCAGCAAUGGCAGGUACUAUGGCGUCGCUUGGCGCACAGCCAUACUCAACCACGUGGGCUUUAUUAGCAUUGCCAGCUACAAUAAUUGGCCGGAUGGCAGUCAAAUCGAGGAGGUCAUGCCGAAGGCGGGAUUUCUCGAUUAUAAUCCCGGUGCAAAAACUAAGUAUAUCGAUUUGACAACACAUUGGGUGGGUAAUUUCUUGAAGACACGUCAUGAGGCGGCCGCUGUUGCUGUACUCGGUCAGCCAAGUUGUUAUGAAUAUUUGAAUAAUACAAUUUGUUGAAUGCCGUUAUUGAAGAUGAAGGUAAAAAAUAACACAAAACUAAAAGUUGGAAAGCAUAAUAAAUAAUUUUAAAUAAAAUAAAAUAAAUAAAAGUUAAAAAUAAAUAAUAAAUAAAAUAAUUAAAAUAAACUAUCAGUGAUAUCAAUAAUUAAAAUUCAUAAUAAUAUGAAAUUAAAAAAAAAAAUACUUAAAAAGAAAAUUUGAAACUGAACUGUAAACUCUCUGCAAUUAUGGCAACAACAACAAAAGUUCAAUAAUCACAUUACUUUCUUUGAAAUUAAUUGAGAUAUAUACAUACAUAAAUAUAUAAAAUUUAUAAAAUAUAUAUAAACAAUAACUUUAGAUAAUGAAGUCAUAUUAAAAUGGCCGACGCCAUAAAAACAUUUUGCUGUGCAUUAGAAACUUUAUAUUUAUACUAAAAUUAUGCAUAUUUAUGCCUAAAAAUAUAUAUAUUAAUAACUAGUAUACUUAAUAUUUAUAUACUCUACAUACAUAUUUAUAAAACAUUAUUAAUAAUAGUGGAGGGUGUGUGCAGUUAAAUUGAGGAGACUUUUUAAGAGGACUUAAUUGAAGGGUUAGACCUAAACCAUUAGAGAAGAAAAAUCCUUACGAGAAAUUCCUUAGCGAGACCAGGUCCAAAGAAUUCCCUUCCUUUCCUCAUU